This is a messenger RNA of Guillardia theta CCMP2712, 645 nucleotides long. RefSeq lists its product as hypothetical. NCBI's taxonomy places the organism in Eukaryota, Cryptophyceae, Pyrenomonadales, Geminigeraceae. Gene Ontology annotation, biological process: transcription by RNA polymerase II. Gene Ontology annotation, molecular function: protein heterodimerization activity. The record is from RefSeq and is a predicted model, not a curated record. The transcript has 6 exons. The coding region runs from base 1 to 645 and encodes 214 amino acids.
AUGGGAGCGGUACAGCAAGGGGCUGGGAUGGGAGCGGUACAACAAGGGCAGCGGAUCAGCCAACCAGGCAUGUCGCAAGGACAAUCUCAAUAUUUACAAUCAAAACCUGCAAACAUGUCACACCAAGGUGUUCAGAACGCUUCUUUGCAACAUGGAACAGGCCAGCCAAGUGCAGUUCAGUCCAGUGUAACCACAAGACAUGUUCCUGGUCAAGGAGGGACUCCUGCUUCCUCGACCAUGAAUGAUCGACAAGUGCUGCAGCAGCAGAUGCAACAAGCGCAGCAACAGAAGCAGCAACAGAUGCUGAAAGCUCUGCCGAUCCCGGCGGAAGAACAGAUUCAUCAAGCGCCACCAUUGCCGUUUGUGAAAGAAAACGAAAUCAAACGAAAGAGACUCUUCGUCCCCGACCUUCGCAAGAUGAUGUACGGCUUUGGAGAUCAUAAGGCGCCGCUGCCUGAGACCGUCGAUCUUAUGGACGAUAUCGUUCAUGACUUCGUCGUCAGGAUGGCCAUAGACGACAUCUUGUUCCUUGUUCGUAAGCACCCCAAGAUGUACUACAGAGCACGAGAGCUUGCAAGGACUGAUAAGGAGCUCACACAAGCGAGAAAUGCGACAGAAGGGAUCACUAAGGUGAAGCUCAAGUAG